UAGUUUCAUGCUGGCCUUCUUGUGAGAGAGACAGUGAUGUUGAUGAACACGGGCUUCUCCUCCUCCACCAUUCAGUCAUCGAUCAGCCACCUGUAGCGGCGGAACACAUCCUCUAUGAUCCCUUCACCGAAGUGGCUUGUCAGCACUGACUCAGCAACAGCCCUCAUGCAUCUCGUCACGCUGUAUCCUUCUCCCUCUCGGUCGCUGCUCCAGUGACUGACCAUAUUCCUUAUCGUCAUUACCGCUCCAACUUGUUCUUGAUACCUCCAAACCGUUGAUCGAGAAAGUUGAAAAGAGAAAAAGAUCAUUCAGCUCGAUCAUUAGUUCACAGCUAGGCAGUGGUUCAUGUUUGUGCUACCAUGUCAGAUUCAUGUUUCUUAAUUAUGAUGAGACGUCGGUUACAAGUUUCAUUUGAAGUUCUUUCCCCGUACCUCGGAGACCAUCUCAUCUCAUUGAGAGCCGCUGCCAAGAGUUCCCACUCUUCACUCCAUGGGUCUUCUGCCCAAGAUCGUCGGGAUCAUCAGUGCUUCCAACACCAUCUCCUGUGCACGAUGCUUAAGAAAUGCCGAGAAAUCGUUCUGGAACUGUUGAAUGCCCUGCUCUCUGAUCUUGAACUCCAGCGUCCUGUCGCGUUCGUCCUCGUCUGCCUGCCUCAUCCUCUUCGGGCUGCUAUCGUGGUCCUGCUCCGGCUCUUGUCUUCAUUGCUGCAGCUGCCUUCCUCAUUGUCGAUGCUGCCUUUGCACUCCCUCCUACGGUCGUCAUCUUGGCCACUACCCAUCCGCAAUAUCGUCACAGCUGUUGUCGACCAUCGCCACUUAGGUCCAACCAGGUGUUUAAUGGCAUUGCUGGAAAGGAGCAUGUAAAGUGAGAACCAAUCUUGAGGUACAUACGUGAUAUUCUAUUAAAUCUAUUUUGAGGUACACCAUCUUUUUUUUUUUUGGGUUAUAAGGUCUGUCCUUUUCUUUAUUCCAAUGGAUUAACUAUACCAUUAAUGGAUAACUCGCUUAUGACUCUUUGACCGGGUACUGCUUCAACAAUAUUUUCUCCUCCACCUCCUCUACUCAUGCUGGCCUUCUCGUGAGAGAAACAGUGACAGUGAUGAACACGGUCUUCUCCUUCGCCAUCCGGUCCUCGAUCAGCAUCCCGUAGCGGUGGAACACAUCCUCCAUGAUCUCUUCACCGAAGUGGCUUAUCAGCAUGGGCUCGGCGAUGGAUCUCAUGGACCUCGCCACAUGGUAUCCUUCCCUGUCCUCCCCGUUGCUGCUGCUCCGAUGACCAUUUAAAUUCUUGUUGUUACCACUCCAAUUCACCUCUGAUGAGACCUCCAAAUGGUUGAUGAAGAAAGAUCGUUCCUUCAAAACCUCUGCCUUGACUUCUGAUGGGGAGGGUGUGUACUGCGGGAUGUUAAAUGCAUCCAUCUUCUCUUCUUCGAUAAGUCCCUGUGGUUUUUUCAACAAAAAAAUAGAGAUUAGGCAUAAGCGUAGUUCGUUCUAUUAUGUCAGAUUCGUGUUUCUUAAUUACUUAUGUAUGUGUCAGUUUCAGAUGACUUGACCUUCUUUAUAUCAUUUCGAGUUAGGGUUAAAAUCGAAGGCUCAUGCAAACCCUACAGUUCCAGAAGGCCGGCUAUGAUAUUAGUUUUUUUUUGUCCUUCUAACUCCAAUUUUAAAGAAAUUGUUCUCAUGGCCAAACGCGACACACACGUCCACACAAAUAUAUAUGUAUAAACACGUAUAAAAUGAUUUGUAAAGGCUCAAUGAGUCUCAUUUGUAAACUUAAAAAAUAUAUAUAUAUG
This is a messenger RNA of Punica granatum (pomegranate), 1792 nucleotides long. Lineage: Eukaryota; Viridiplantae; Streptophyta; Magnoliopsida; Myrtales; Lythraceae. The record is from RefSeq and is a predicted model, not a curated record.